AGCAUGGGGUAGGGCAAGUCCUGUACCACUGCAGACUCCGUCGACUCAAGGAGGAACCGAGAUGAGCAUCACUAGGCUAUCAAAUAAACAGCACACUUACCGUUUCAAUACAGGGAUGGUUACCGUUACCCGUCUCAUAAACUCCACACUAAGAGUCCAGAGACUGAAGAGAUAAUCACCAGGAAAGGAUCCUUCCAGAACACACAUAGGGAUCUAAUCUGCAGAGAGUGUGUGUGUGUGAGGAGGCCGUGUGGUGUUUGUUCUUAACCCCCUCCACCCCUCCACUCCUUACCCACAAUCGUGUUCUCCAACCUCCCUUACCCCCUGACCCCUAACCCCCAGCCAUGAUGUCGGGGAAGGGGAAGGCUAGCCCGCGUCACCGGCCAUGGUCCGUGUACCGGGCUAACACCUUUGACCUCUCAGCUGAGAUGAUGGGGCUGACUCUGGCAGGUAACAGUCAGGACCCAGAUGAGCCAGUGCUGGAGUUCAGCCUGGCAUGCAGUGAGCUGAUCACCCCAGCAUUGGACCGUAAACCGACCAGCUUUGUGGCGGUCAGCUGUACCACUCCUCCCCAGGCCUUCUGGACCAAACAUGCUCAGACAGAGAUCAUAGAGGGUACUAGUAAUCCUAUCUAUCUGAGCAGUAUAGCGUUCUUCCAGGACUCUCUGAUCACUCAGCAGACCCAGGUCAAGCUAUCUGUGUACGACGUCAAGGACCGCUCCCAGGGCACGAUGUACCUGCUAGGGUCAGCCAUGUUCCCUGUGAAGGAGCUGCUGCAGGACAAACACCACAGACUCCACCUCACCCUCAGGUCAGCGGAGAACGAGCGCAUGGGCAACAUCACCAUCAUCGCCUGGCAGAUAGAGGAGAGGAGGGAGCAGAGAGCCCCUGUCGCCCGGCAGGACACCAUCAAUGGCAGGAUGGUUCUUCCAGUGGAUGACAGCCUGACUGAGUCCGUGAACAUCAGGGCCAAGUCUGCGUCUCUGUGCAAAGACACACUGCUGAAGGCUGUGUUUGGUGGCACCAUGUCUCGUAUGUACCGUUUCCCCACCACGGACGGGAACCACCUACGUAUCCUGGAGCAGAUGGCUGAGAGUGUCCUCUCUCUACACAUCCCUCGGCAGUUUGUCAAACUACUGCUGGAGGAGGACGCUGUCAGGGUGUGUGAACUGGAGGAGUUGGGGGAGUUGUCUCCAUGUUGGGAGAACCUGCGGAGGGAGAUUAUUGCUCAGUACCAGACCAUCAUCCUCAGCUACCAGGAGACCAUCGGCGACCUACACGAAUAUAAAGGUCCCUCCUUUAAGUCCAGUACUCUGAAAGCAGAGAAGAAGCUGGAGUUUAUCCCCACUAACCUACACGUCCAGAGGAUGAGAGUACAAGGAGAGUCUGGCUAUGACAGGACCUAUGACGUAGUGACUAUAGGUGCUCCAGCAGCCCACCACCAAGGCUUUAAGCACUGUGGUCUCCGGAAACUCAUCCACAAGUUUGAGGAGGCUAGGAAACACGCAUAUGAGGAGGAAUGCAGUGCUGGGUCUGGCUCUAAGCCGGUGGCCUACCUGCCUCAGGAUGUGGUAAGAGCGAAGGAGCUGAUUGGUCAGAUCAACACCUUGAAGACCCAGGUGUGCUACUACACCGAACGUUUGUCCCGCGCUGCCAAGGAACGCUCAGCCAACGCUCUGGAGAGAACCCUCGCCAUCCUCUCUGAGAAGACUCGUCAGUUGGUGACAGUUUGUGACUCUAAGCUGCUGUCCUCUGCCAUCCUGGCCCUCUCUGCCGCCCGUCCAGAAUACAUUUCCCAGAAGGGCACUCCCUCCCCCUCAUCCCUCACUCCUUCACCCUCUCCAUCCCGCUCUCCCUCUCGCCACACUACCUCCCCCUCUCACCACUCUACCUCCCCCUCUCGCCACUCCAUCUCCCCUCGCCACUCCGUAUACCAGGAAGGAGAGGGGGGGAGAGACAAGCGCUCCUCCCUACAGGCUGACUGGCAUGAGGAGAACUGGGGGAAGGUAUGGUUGAAUGUGGAUAAGAGUCUGGACUGUGUGAUCCAGAGGGUGGACAGACUGCUGGCCAAAGACAGGCUGCAGAGUGACAGCAGCAGUGAGGAUGUGUUCCUGGACGCUCAGCAGCAGACCAAUGUCACUACUAAGAAAGGUAUCCAUGGAAACAGAGAAGUCUUCUGGAUACACCCAGAAUCGUCAUCUUCAUCUCGUUCUUCUUCUCUUCCUCCAUCAUCAUCAUCCUCAUUGUCAUCAUUCCCUAAUCUGACCAUCACAUGUCAGUCAAACCAUGAAAGACAACAGCACUACAGCAGCCCAGAUGUAGAAAAGGAAAAGCCCUCCCCAGGUGAAUGGAUUGAGGCCUUGUACCCUCUCCUGACUACCCUGUCAGAGUGUGUGUCUCUGAUGAGUGACAAGGCUAAGAAGUCCAUGGUGUUCCUCCUAAUGCAGGACAGUGCUCCCACCAUCGCCAUGAGCCUCACGCUACAGUACAGGAGAGAUGUGGUCUUCUGCCAGACGCUGUCAGCUCUGAUCUGUGGUUUCAUCAUCAAGCUGAGGAACUGUCUCCAUGACGAUGGCUUCCUCAGGCAGCUCCACAUCAUCGGCCUGCUAGUCCAGUAUGAGGGCCUGCUCAGCACCUACGGGGAGGAGCUGGCCAUGUUGGAGGACAUGAGUGUUGGUGUGAUGGACCUGCGAAAUGUCACUUUUAAGGUUACCCAGGCAACCUCGGUCUUCGGCCCAGAUAUGUUGCCUGUCAUCACCGGGAACCGGGACGGCUUCAACGUCAGGGUUCCGUUACCAGCAGCGAUGUUUGAUGCGUUGCCGCGGGAGAUCCAGAAUGGAAUGCUGCUGAGGGUUCAGCCUGUUCUCUUCAAUGUGGGAAUCAAUGAACAGCAGACACUGGCCGAGAAGUUUGGAGACACGUCUCUCCAGGAGGGGAUUAACAUGGAGAAUAUGGCUCGUCUCAGCUCAUACUAUGACCAGUUUAAAGAGGUCCUACCUGAGGACUGCCUCCCUUGUAUCCGUAGUCAGACCAGCCUGCCUGAGCUGCUAAAGCUGCUGAGUCAGAACAUCAACGCCAGGAAGAGCAAGAACGUAGAGAUCCUGUGGCAGGCAGCGGAGGCUUGUCGGCGUCUGAACGGAGUGCGUUUUACCAGCUGUAAGAGUGCUAAAGACCGUACAGCCAUGUCUCUAACCCUGGAGCAGUGUCUCAUCCUCCAGCAGGAGCACGGACUGGCCCCACAGGUCUUCUCCCAGGCCCUUGACUGCAUGCGCAGUGAGGGCUGCAGACGAGAGAACACCAUGAAGAAUGUAGGAUGCCGUAAAUACGCCUUCAACUCCCUCCAGCUGAAGGCCUUUCCAAAACAGUACCGCCCACCUGAGGGCACCUAUGGGAAAGUAGAGACCUGAUUGGACAGACCAGCUGCCCAUCUCUUAAAGUAGCCAAUAGAAGGGGAAAUGGACUAAAUAACAUCAACAACAACAACAUAAAAGAAAAACAACAUCACAAAAGCAACUACCCCUACAGUGAGG
Messenger RNA from Salmo salar (Atlantic salmon), 3530 nucleotides. RefSeq names its product inositol polyphosphate-4-phosphatase type I A. Gene Ontology annotation, molecular function: phosphatidylinositol-3,4-bisphosphate 4-phosphatase activity. Gene Ontology annotation, cellular component: cytoplasm. NCBI's taxonomy places the organism in Eukaryota, Metazoa, Chordata, Actinopteri, Salmoniformes, Salmonidae. The record is from RefSeq and is a predicted model, not a curated record.